AUGAUGGGAGGCUUCUGGAGCCACAGUGGAUGGAACUCAACGCACGAGAGCAUUGUGGAAGGAGUUCCAAUGAUUUGCAGACCUUUUCAGGGCGAGCAGAAGUUAAACGCAAUGUAUAUAGAAAGCGUAUGGAGUGUAGGAAAUCAGAUUGAAGGUGAAGUUGAAAGAAGACAGGUUGAGAAAGCUGUGGAGAGGUUGCUUGUGGAUGAAGAAUGUGCAGGCAUGAGGGAAAAAAGCCCUUGA
Molecule: messenger RNA, 243 nt
Organism: Thlaspi arvense
Lineage: Eukaryota; Viridiplantae; Streptophyta; Magnoliopsida; Brassicales; Brassicaceae
Source: the annotation of a GenBank genome assembly